Molecule: messenger RNA, 1167 nt
Organism: Bipolaris sorokiniana ND90Pr
Lineage: Eukaryota; Fungi; Ascomycota; Dothideomycetes; Pleosporales; Pleosporaceae
Exons: 1
Coding region: 108-995 (295 amino acids)
Source: RefSeq, a predicted model, not a curated record
AGCUGCCGGUUGGGAAAGUAUACUAGAGCUACGUUGAGCGAUUCAUUAGCCACUUCUAGAGCCUGCGCUUGCUACCUUUUUGCGAGCUGUAGGAUCACUCCCUAGAGAUGCCGACGUGGGUUCCAGACUGGUCUCAUCCGCCGAGCACCAACUAUCCCUGUGCUGCCCGAUAUGCUUCCGGUUAUAUGAAGGCAAAUGUGCUCAGCAUCUCAGAUGAGCGUCUUGAAGUCACUGGAAUGUAUGUUGGGACCAUUGCCCAACAGACUGUUGUCAACGUUGGCGGCACAGACGAAGCCGACAUAAUUCAGUUUAUCAGAGACAGUGCGCCUCCCGGUAUUUUAAGCAGCGCUCACCCAGCAAAUGUGCCAAUGAUCGAAGCAUUCUGCUGUAAGCUUUGCUUUGACGUUUUCUGGGGACGAACAGUACCAGGACACGUCGUAUUUCCCUCUUUCGCUUAUAGUCUGAAGUUUCUCGAAAGCAUCCUGGCUCCCGAUAGCGAUGCAUCGGAUCUGAACGCAAUCGAGACGAAGCCAUAUCUGAGAUACGUUGCAGACGCAUGUAAAGGCCGCAGCAUAAUAGAAACACGUUCGGGACACAUUAGUCUUGCACCCUCAAUAUGCGAGCCUGAGGAUCGCAUUUACGUAUUUUCUGGCUGCCGCGAACUCAUGGCCGUCCGAAAACAUGGCUCAGAUUCGGAGCUCAGGGUUGUCGGCUAUACAUAUGUCCACGGCAUGGCUGAUGAUGAACCGAUAUUUAGACCACUUCCGCACCACUAUGAUGUAAUCCUUCAUUCUGAAGAGGGUGCACUGAAAGGUCUACGGUUCUGGAAUAACAAGGACGGAGUACUUGAAGAACAGGACCCUCGAUUGCGGGAUCUUUGCGAUGAGGAUUUUGUGGAAGGCCUGACUGGGUUGGGUAUGGCGCCAAAAGUGGAAGUCCUCAGAGCUAGAGGUGCGCCUUUGGAGACAGUAAUAUUGGUAUGGGAGAUGAUGUAGAGAUGUUGGUCGAUAGUUGGUUCGGUGAUAAUGCGAAUAGAGUAACUAGUAAUAUCUAGUUAAUUUAUAUGCUCGUGAUGAGUUCUAGCAUGUAUCUAGAUAUCAUUGGUUUCGGUCACUUCUUAGUGUACAUGCACAUAGCAAAGUUUUGAAAUCCAGAACACAAUUCAUU